This is a messenger RNA of Cygnus atratus (black swan), 4027 nucleotides long. RefSeq names its product zinc finger and BTB domain containing 37 (gene ZBTB37). Gene Ontology annotation, biological process: regulation of transcription by RNA polymerase II. Bases 176 to 1687 code for a protein of 503 amino acids. The record is from RefSeq and is a predicted model, not a curated record. NCBI's taxonomy places the organism in Eukaryota, Metazoa, Chordata, Aves, Anseriformes, Anatidae. Gene Ontology annotation, molecular function: protein binding; DNA-binding transcription factor activity, RNA polymerase II-specific; RNA polymerase II cis-regulatory region sequence-specific DNA binding. The transcript has 5 exons.
GAGGGGGGGGCAGGUUUGCGCUUCCGGGCCGGCGCCGGGGCCGAUCCCAGCCCCGGGAGGGGAAGGGGGCAAAAAGCUUUCAGACGUUACAACCUCAGAGGAAAAGCAGAGAACAAAGCCACCGACCCCACUUCCUCCCGGUGCAUGGUGCCGUUAACGUGACAGCGGGACAGCCAUGGAGAAGAGUGGGAACAUUCAGCUGGAGAUUCCUGACUUCAGUAACUCUGUCCUGAGCCACCUGAACCAGCUGCGCAUGCAGGGCCGCCUGUGUGACAUCGUGGUUAACGUGCAGGGGCAAGCUUUCCGCGCUCACAAGGUGGUGCUGGCUGCCAGCUCGCCCUACUUCCGCGACCAUAUGUCCUUGAACGAAAUGAGCACAGUUUCCAUUUCUGUCAUCAAGAACCCAUCUGUUUUUGAGCAGCUCCUUUCCUUUUGUUACACCGGUAGGAUAUGCCUGCAGCUGGCUGACAUCAUCAGUUACCUAACGGCCGCCAGUUUCUUGCAGAUGCAGCACAUCAUCGACAAAUGCACGCAGAUUCUCGAGGGAAUUCACUUCAAAAUUAACGUGGCAGAGGUGGAAGCGGAGUUGAGCCAGACCAGGACAAAGCAUCAGGAGAGACCCCCGGAGUCUCACCGGGUGACGCCAAAUCUCAACCGUUCCCUGAGCCCUCGUCACAACACCCCGAAAGGGAGCCGCCUGGGCCAGGUUAGCACAGUGCUGGACAUCCGGGAGCUCAGCCCGCCGGAGGAGUCCACCAGCCCCCAGAUCAUCGAACAGAGCUCGGACGUGGAAAGCAGGGAACCCAUCCUGCGGAUCAACAGAGCGGGACAGUGGUAUGUCGAGACGGGAGCGGGAGACCGCGGCGGACGGAGCGACGACGACGUCCGGGUGCUGGGAGGAGUGCGCAUUAAAAUGGAGAACCUGGAGGAGUGGCUAGGGGCAGAGAAUCAGCCGUCAGGAGAAGACGGGAGCAGUGCUGAGGAGGUCACAGCGAUGGUGAUCGACACCACGGGCCACGGAUCAAUGAGCCAAGAGACUUACGCGUUAGGGUCCUCAGGGGCCAAAGCAGUCAGGCCGACCAGCAGUGAGAUUGACAGAUUUAGCCCUUCUGGCAGCAUGGUUGCUGUGACUGAGCGGUACAGAUCAAAAAGCGAGUCUCCCGGGCGGAUGGAUGAGCCCAAGCAGCCCAGUUCCCAGGGGGAAGAAUCACCCAUGAUUGGAGUGAGUGGUUACGUGGAAUAUCUCCGGGAGCAGGAAGUUUCAGAGCGCUGGUUCCGGUACAACCCACGGCUCACCUGCAUUUACUGCGCCAAAUCCUUCAACCAGAAAGGCAGCCUGGACCGGCACAUGCGGCUCCACAUGGGCAUCACGCCUUUUGUCUGCCGCAUGUGCGGGAAGAAGUACACCCGCAAGGAUCAGCUGGAGUAUCACAUCCGCAAGCACACAGGCAACAAGCCCUUUCACUGCCACGUCUGUGGCAAAAGCUUCCCUUUCCAGGCCAUCCUCAACCAGCACUUUCGCAAGAACCACCCUGGCUGCGUGCCUCUGGAGGGGCCUCACAGCAUUUCCCCCGAGACCACUGUCACGUCUCGGGGGCAGGCGGAGGAAGAGUCUCCCCCGCAGGAGGAAGCUGUUGCCGUGGGGGAGACGGCACAGGGCUCUGUGUCCACCACUGGGCCAGACUGAAAUGCAGCGGCAGGGUCUGGGGAGGAAGGACCAUCUUCCCGUUUUGGCUCUAGAGAGUCAGCACCAACCUGGCAGGCUGGUACUGUAAUUAGUGCAAUGCCACCAUUGGACAGAAAGAAGCUCCCAAGAUGUUGCCAAAAUAGAAAAAUCUUUCUCUCUCUCUCUCUCUCUCUCUCUCUUUCUCUCACAAGCCCCCACAAACAUAGUGUUAAAGGUUUUUCUCCCUUAUUCCUCAUCUUCUUGGGGAAAAACAAGACAACUGUGUCAAUCAACUUCUUAUUCAGGGAUCGACAGGAUUUCAAAUUUUUGUAAUGUUCGAUAGCGAUCAUCCGGGACAAGCAGUCCUUUUUAUUUCUCAAAAGAUUGUGGCCCAGCUGCCAAUUCCUGCCGGCGCAGAGCCAGCGAGCCUGGCUGCUCCUCGCUGUGCCUUCUGGCCCGCAUCAGAGGGGCAAGCAGGGGCGAGGGGCAGUUGCCUUUCUCCCUUUCCCAGGUAGUUGCCACGUUAAAGAAAACAAACAGACUGUCCUAGUGGAACCUGCCUUGCCUGACUAUAUUUAUCCCUGUUUUAUUUUUGGUGUGUCUCUUUUUACAUUUUUAUGUAAACUAUUAUUUUAGGGCUUUUGGCUUGCCCGUUCCAGGCGUGUGGCCUCCUGCCCCGUGUUAAAAGCUGGCACGGCUAUGAAGCAGUAUUCUAGAGGUCAGCAAAAUUUGAAGCACUUAGGCUACUGUAAGUGAAAUUUAGCAGCUGUGAGGUUUGCGUCACUCUAAUGUGUGGGGAGAAGGUUUGGAGGGGUCUUUCGGAGAGGGUUGUCCUCUGCUGGUGCUGAUCUGGAGAGUUUGGAGCGCUCCAAUUUCCUGACCGGUGCGCUGCCGUGCUUCAGAUGUUGCCAAGCUUUAGGAAGAGGUUUGUUUUCUGGCUGAAUGGAGGAGUUAGAGGCUGGCUACCAAAGUCGUCCUUCACCCCAGCUCCCCCCUUGACACGCACUUGAUCUUUUCUAACAGCAAUAUGGUUUACUGAGAUACUGUAAUCCCAGCCAAGCAAUCAUGGGUGGUUGCUUUUGAACAUGUUUCUACAAACUAGUUUGAUAACUUUUUUAUUGCUGAAAUGAAAAAAGAAAACCCUACUUUAUUUCCUCGUAAAGGUUCAGGAAACUUAAUAUCAGUGGUUCCUAGAGCAAUCACAACUCUGUCCCAUUGCAUGGACUUAAACUUUUGUAUUCUAAGAAGCUCUGAUGUUUAGAGCAAGUUUAGCAAACCUGGAGAGACAUGCCUGUGUUGUGUAUUGUAGGUGUCUGCACGUGCUUACGUGUUUCCUAAAUGGAAAAGCAUGGGACAGGUAGAUAAGUGCAAAUAUCUUGACAUCUUCUGAAGAAGUCUUUUUAAAAAUAUGCAAUACUUUAAGAGUUUUCUUUGGUUCUGUUGCUGAGUUGUUCAUGAUGGAAGGGGAAAAUGCACGACAGGUUGUGCAGAUUGGGUUUGGGAGAGGACAUUUGGUUGAAGGGAUUCUCUUUAGGAUGUUUAAUGUGUGUCUUAGGGAAGGAUGAAGUUCUGAUCCUUAGGAUGGUGGGAGGAACAAUGAGACAUUGAAAAAGAAACACAUUCCAGCUUGCUUUCGCAAAGAAAGCUGGACAAGUGGUUACAGCGUGGCCUUGGCAGGCAGGAGGCUUUCUGAGUGCAAACAAAGCUUAUCCUGCUGUCUGCCUGCACAGCUUUGGGCACGGGAAAUACUUCCUGGCCUCGCUUUCCCCACCUGCAAACUGGGACUUGUGAUCAUUUUCCUGUCCCUUUAGAGGCAAGAAUUUGGAGAAGGGUGAAGCAGUCUUGCCCACCUUCCACUUUGAACAGGCGAAGGGUCUCGCUGUUCCUCCCACGUCUCUCUCAAAAGGCAGACGUGGCUCUGAUGCUGUGGUGUGCGGGGAGGGGAAGGGCUUGGUGCCAGGAUCAAGUGCACCAGGGACAUGCUCCUAAGAGAGGAGCCUUGGCAGGUGUUCUGAGCAGGGCACCUGCCCAGUGCAAGUUCCUUGACUGUUUCAAACAGGAAAACUGAUAUCUCCCCUUCCAUUUUCCUUCUGUCCCUUCUUCUUCCGCUCCUGUCAAGUGCAUCGUCACGCAGGGGAUGAUGUUCUGAGCAGCCAACCAAGGGACCAGCCCCGUUCAGUUUCCUGUCAAAGGUCAAACAGUAAGGUUGCCAGAGAGUAGUCGCAGAAGAUGAGAGGUAAGAGGGUGGCUAAGGUAGGUUUCGUUGCAAUCGAGGUGUGGGGAGGAGCGGAGAUAUGCAGAGUAUGCUGCUUUAGUCAUAGCUUUUGAAGUUACCAAAAAUCAUUAAGAAAAAAAGUUAAA